Molecule: messenger RNA, 485 nt
Organism: Loa loa (African eye worm)
Lineage: Eukaryota; Metazoa; Nematoda; Chromadorea; Rhabditida; Onchocercidae
Exons: 3
Coding region: 46-288 (80 amino acids)
Biological process (GO): proteasome assembly; mRNA export from nucleus; double-strand break repair via homologous recombination
Cellular component (GO): proteasome complex; proteasome regulatory particle, lid subcomplex
Source: RefSeq, a predicted model, not a curated record
UUGUAGAUUUGGAAUUGGAAAAUUACAGUUACGAAGUAUCUAACAAUGACAGGAGGCAAAAACAAAAGCAAACCGGAAGAUAGCCAGCAGAAAAUGGAAACACAUGUUGAAGAGGAUGACGAGUUUGAAGAAUUCCCUCAACAAGACUGGCAGGCUAAAGAAGGCGCUGAGGAUGAAGAAGAACUGAAUGUCUGGGAGGACAACUGGGAUGAUGAAGCGAAUGAGAACGAUUUUGCCAAACAACUAAGAGAUGAACUUGCUAAACACGGUCAUGGCACUGCAACAUGACUGGAUGCUGUAAUAUCGAUGUUCUAUUAAAUUACAAAUUUAAUUCAUUGAGUUUUUUAAGUUCUUGUGGCAUAAACCUCUUUCUUUCGAAGCCAAGGAGUUACAAAAACAAAUAUGCAGGAUAAAAGGUUUCUAUUAAAAAGUACAUUUAACCGAAAAACUUCACUGUCGGAACAUUUCAGUACAUCUUAUGGCUG